AACGCUGAGACUUCUGGUUGAAGAGCAUUGUAAAGUGAAUUCAGCGUUAACUAAGAUAAAUUAUAGCUACAUAACUUAUAAAAUAAUAAAAGCAGGCUUGAAAAGGCAAAAGCACGAUGGACAAACUUGAAGACUUCGACAGUUUCUUGAAGAACGUUGACAAAAUAAGUGAGCUAGUCAAGGAUCUAAAUUCCUCUGAUGUCGAAGUCCAGCAAAAAGCAAUGGGGACAGCUGAUUGCUACAUUGCUGCAUUGGAUGGCCCCUGCAGGACAAAAGUCAACAAGACUACAAUCAACACAAAUCCACCACUUCAGCCUUCCUUGGUAAUGACGUGCACUAAGGGUCUGCAGAAUGAAAGUGCAGAGAAUUUUAUGAAGAUCAUGGAGAGAGAUGCUGAAGAAAGGAGAGUAAGAAGGAAUGUAAAAGCAAAAAAGGCAGCUGCUCUUAAAGACAUGGGAAAUGAAGCUUAUGCUCAAGAAGACUAUGAAACUGCUGUGAAGUAUUACAGUGAUGGCUUGGCUGAACUACGGGACAUGCAGCCACUGUACACCAACCGAGCACAAGCCUACAUCAAGCUGGGGAAGUACCAGGAGGCCAUCAGUGACUGUGAAUGGGCCCUCAGGUGUAAUGAGAGUUGCAUAAAGGCUUACCUACACAUGGGGAAAGCCUAUCAGGCAUUGAAGAAAUAUAAUGAGUCCAGAAACUGCUUUGAAAAGAUUGUGGAAAUUGUACCUGCGAGGGAGAAAAUGGUGAAAGAAUACCUGACCCAGCUAGAGUUGGAAGAGGAGAGAGAAAGUCAGGAAAAGAACGCGAUGCAAGAGUUUGACAAGGGAGAGGGGAAUGCCACGAGAGUGCCUGCGCUCCUGGAGAAGCUGUCAAAGCCUGGACAGAUUCCCCUGUACUACUGCAGAGGGAUUGAGCUCCUGUCACACGCAGUUACUGACUGUACAGGCCAGACCCUUUUCAGACUGAACAAUGGCUUUAGUAUCAUCAGCAGCAAUGACGCAGUGAGGAGUUGCCUAUUGCAGAAAACAAAGGAUCCAGACAGUCAGGAGUUGUGUGUGUCUGUUCUGAAGUUAUGGAGGGGUAUUUGCUGUGGAAACGAGGAAAACCAGAAAAUGUUGAUGACAUGCCCGGUUACCAGACAGUCCAUUGUUGACUUGGCAAUAUCAGAGCAUGUUGCAGUGCAGAAAGACUCCCUGGCAUUGCUGUGUUUGUUCUCACAGAUGACACAUGGACGACGCUUGGUCAUUGACAACCUGAAUGUGCACAUGUUGGCGAGGAACCUCAUGGCCUGCAUCUUAAAGCCAAAGCAGCAGCAGGAGAACACAGCCGUCCAUAUCCUGGAGAACUUUGCAGCAGAAAACAAAUUUUGCAUUCAAUUGAGGGGCGGGUUGACAGACUCUGUCAUUGUACCAUUUACAACAUUACUGACCAAUAUCAGCACGUCCAACCUGCAUGUCAUUGCAUCACUGAUAUCAGCUAUUGGCUGUCUGGCUCGAGAUGAAAUCAUUUGUCACAGUUUUGCUCAUGAUCCAGACUGUUGGAAGGCCUUUGUGGUCGCCAUUAGGCAGUGCAGUGCAUGUGAAUACAAAGAGGUCCUAUACCCAAUGCUUGGUUUGAUAAUCAACCUCUCAGCUGUCACCUCUCCGAUCAUUCAGGAGCAUGCUGUUUCACUGUGCGAAUGCUGCCUGGGCCUGCUGAGGGAUAGUGAUGGAGGAGUCAUAACUAGAGCCACAGGCGUGCUGAGCACUAUCCUCCCUCACUCACCUGAGGCCGUUCAGCAUGUUAUUCAGGCGGAUAUUGUCCGGACCAUGCACCGGCUGCUGAAGGGAACAGGGCAGAGUGCCACUAAGUACGCCAUUAGGACUCUGACAGCGUGUACUGCUGGCAGCCACUCGGCACGGGAGGAGCUGGUGAAGUCUGAUAAAAAACUGUCUAUCUUACGUCAUUUGCUGGCUUCCAGCUGUGAUGAGAUAGUGACAGGAAAUGCAGCCCUGUGCUUGGCCCACUGCCUUGAAUGUGAGGGAAUUGCCAGCCACCUGCUGGGCACUGAUAUUGUGCUGCUGCUGCUGCGCCAUGCUGCAGGGGACGCUAAGAGGACAGCUGUGCGGCAAAAUGCGGCAAUCGCUCUCGGGAAGCUGUGUCGAUCUGAACCCAGACAUAUGAACAAACUUCGAGAACUUCACGGCCUUGAGGUCCUGCACUCCUGUAUGAAGCUCAUCACAUGAACCCAGUAACACAUUUUAUAUUCUCCUUGCUUCUUAUGGGUUUUGCUCUCUUCUGUAUUCUGUUUUGGGCUUAGAUGCCUCUCAACUCUCACUAUAAAUUGCUAUUCCAAUUGUUUUUUUGACGUAAUGUUAUUUUUUCUUUUUGUUGCUGUCGUGAGAAUAUCAUUUGAAAUAAGAUUCUGCUCCUAAUUGCUUCAUCUACAUAAACAAGGUCAAAAACAUUA
Centropristis striata (black sea bass) is the source of this 2455-nucleotide messenger RNA. RefSeq names its product tetratricopeptide repeat domain 12 (gene ttc12). The coding region runs from base 117 to 2231 and encodes 704 amino acids. The record is from RefSeq and is a predicted model, not a curated record. The transcript is spliced from 21 exons. Gene Ontology annotation, molecular function: protein binding. NCBI's taxonomy places the organism in Eukaryota, Metazoa, Chordata, Actinopteri, Perciformes, Serranidae.